CGCGUUGGAGAAGAAGAGUCGCCAUUUUGAGUGAUUGAGUUUCAUUUCACCUCGCAACUGUAAGGACGGAUAGACCUUCAGGAACGUUUCAGCAUGUUACUCUUUGAAACUGUUAAUGGGAAUUUAACUGCUAUGAACUGAAACUCUUCCUAAAAUCAAUCAAAGUCAAGUAACGCAUAAGCCAGUUGAAUCCUGAGUCGAUUUUUUGCACUGAACUCUAGUCCGUUAGAGGAAAUGGCUGUGGAAAGCAUGACUGUCCAUCCAAACUCCCCAACAGCCAACCACGAACACAACAGCCUUCUCACUGACGAAAGACGAGAGGAUGAAGAACUGGAAGAGGGGGAGCUGGAGGAUGACGGAGGUGACGUGGAAAUGCCCAGCACUGAGGGACAAGAGCCUGAGGAAAAGCCCGUCCGUGUAAAGGAGCGGCACGGCAGCGAGUCCGAUGAAGAGAAGGCUCAUCGUCGCAAGAAGAAAAGGAAGAAAGAAAGAGAUAGAGACCGAGAGAGGGAGAAGGAAAAGCGGAGAUCCAGAAAGAGGCGCAGAUCCAAGCACAAGCGUCAUGCGUCGUCCAGCGAUGACCACUCGGACUUCAGCGAUGAAUCUGACUACAGUCCCAGUGAGAAAAGGAAGUAUCGGGAAUACGGCUCUCAGUACCCACCCUCAUCUCAUGGAGGCUACGGUCCUGCACCUCCCUCAGGACAUGGAGGACCUAUGUCAAAGAAAGGCAGCUACAUGAAAAUGGACAAACAGGGGUAUGGUGGCUACGAUGAGUAUGAUGAGGAGAACUAUGAGGGUGAGGAGGAUGAGGAGAUGGGUGAUGAUGAUUAUGAUGACUUCACCAAGGAGCUUAACCAGUACCGCAAGGCCAAAGAAGGUGGACCAUGCAGCCAACGUGGCAGAGGUCUUAAGGGUCGAAUAAAAAACCUGAGAGGUCGAGGCAGAGGAGGAAUGAGGGGCCGUGGAGGCAGAGGCGGAAUGAGAGGUAGAGGACGAGGUAAAAUGGGAGGUGAGAAUGAAGACGGGGACGGCAUGUAUGGAGAUGAGAUGGAGUAUGGUGAAGAUGACUACGAUAUGGGUGAUGACGAUUACGAUGAUUAUUCAAAAGAACUGAACCAGUACAGGAAAUCCAAAGACAGAGGGCGUGGUGGCAAAAUGGGCCGAGGUCGAGGAAGAGGGAAGGGGGGCAGAGGCAUGAACCGCGGCAGGGGCAGGAAUCGAGGGAGGGGUCGUGGAGGAGACAUGUGUCACGAUGAUGACAACAGUGGAGAUAUGGACAUGGGGGACGGAUCUGGUGGCCAGAGAAAACAUGACCAAGAAAAGCAUGGGCAGGACAAAAAAGGCAAGGCCAUUUGCAAGUACUACAUUGAAGGCCGUUGUACCUGGGGUGAACACUGUAACUUCAGUCAUGACAUUGAGUUGCCCAAGAAGAAAGAACUCUGCAAGUUUUAUAUUACUGGCUUCUGUGCCCGGGCUGAAAAUUGCCCAUACAUGCAUGGUGACUUCCCCUGCAAGCUGUUCCACACCACAGGCAAUUGCGUAAACGGAGAUGACUGUAUGUUCUCUCAUGAUUCUUUAUCAGAAGACACACAAGAACUGCUAGAUAAGAUGUUGGCCGAGGAUGCUGAAGCUGGUGCUGAAGAUGAGAAGGAGGUGGAGGAGCUGAAGAAGCAAGGUAUCAAUCCCCUCCCCAAACCCCCACCUGGUGUUGGACUUCUCCCCACACCCCCAAGACCUGGCCCAACAGAUUCCUCAAGUCCAGCCGAAUUUGGGGCGCCAGGGCCUCAACAUGGAAGCAUACCUUCCAAUGGUGCCUCAUGCCCAGGCACUGAAUCAGCCCCAGGGCAUAAGGGACCACCUCCUCCCCCCUGCCCAGAAGGAGGAUCUUUCCAGGGAUCACCAACUCAUGGUUCGUCUCUGCCACCCGUCGGUGCACCGCCUCCCUGUGGAGGUAACACGGGAAAGAAGAUCCCAUCCUUGUUCGAGAUUGUCGUAAAACCCACUGGACAGCUAGCACAAAAACUAGGCGUCAGAGGUCCAAAUCCUGGCGCUGCUACAGGUGCUGCAGGAGCUCAAGGCCCACCUCCAUGUCCUCCAGGUGGACCUCCACCUCGUUUCCCUGGUGGCCCACCGCCCGGUCACAUGGCACCAAAUGGGCCUCAUGACCUGCCACCCAUGGGCCCACCAAAUAUGAAUCAAGGGCCUCCAGGAAUGAUGCAGAAUUUUGGCCAAGGAGAAGGACCUCCAAACCAGGGCAUGAUGCCACCCGGAGGUGGUUCUGCUCGCAAUUUUUAUGACAAUUUCUACCAGCAGCAAAGCAUAGGAAAAGAAGGGGAAGUUGAAGAGGAUGAUGACUACAUGACAGGAUCUGGUGGAAACUUUAACGAGCAGUCCUCAGGGAAUCAGAACUCUGGAAAUAUGGAUGGCCCACCCAGUGGAAGCUCAGCUAAUCAGUCUGGAAUAACAGUGCCAGACUUUUUGCCUCCAGCACAGCGUGUGCUGUUUAUGAGGAUCCAACAGAACCAACAGGAAGAAGAGGAGAGGGCCAGGAGGCUAGCCGAAGGAGGACCUGAACGAGACAACGAAGGAGAUUCAGCAAAUUGGUAUUCUAGUGAAGAUGAAGAUGGUGGUGGAAGUGUCACAUCAAUCCUUAAAACCUUACGGCAACAAAGCCAAGCCCAAGGGCCCUCGAAACCUGACAGUGCUCCCAGCGAUCCCAGGCUUCAGAAGGCUCAGACUGCCCCGGUGCCCAGCAGACCGGCUGACCCCAGGCUGGCACGAGACCCUCGCUUAUCACGAAGCACUGAAUCCGCCCAGGUUUCGGAGACUAAUCUCUCCUCUCCUCCGUCCUCUUCAGCUCCCACAGACCCACGACUUGCACGUCAGACUGCUACAUCCAAACCCGAGCCCCCACUCGUGUAUAAACCACCACCCCUUACCCCUGCUGCUACUGAGGAAGAGGAGGGCGAAAGAAUGCUGAGGGACAAACCCGUCCCUAUACCUUUGGAUCCAUUAAUGGGCAUGGCUCUGCGUGAUCCCCGCUCACAGCUCCAGCAGUUCAGCCACAUCAAAAAAGAUCUGGUUCUAACCAAGCCUUCUUUCGCUAAGGCUGUCCUUUGGAGUCCUGAAGACCUUAUUCCCAUUCCUAUCCCCAAGCAGGACUUUCUCCCACUGCCUCCAGGUAUCCCUCCUGUUGCAAGCAUCGAUCCACGGAUCUCUCGUGCCCAGCAGCAGCUCCAUACUGCUAUUUCUACGCCCCUGCCUUCAGCGGCUCCCUCUGCCGAACCGCCCAGCCAGUCCUCUUCUUCUUCCUCCUCCUCCUCCUCCUCCUCCUCCAUACCAGAUUUUGAGCUGCUCUCUCGUAUCCUUAAGACUGUUAAUGCCUCUUCUUCCAGUCCUUCACAAACCACUUCAUCUGCUGUUCCUCCUGCACCCGUCCCAGCCGAAAAGCCAAUGGACCCUCGCAUGGCCCGUAAGAUCACGGAUCCUCGGCUGCAACCGCAGAAAUCCGCUCUUAAGCAGCCAGCAGAACCUACAACUUCACAAACCUCUGUAUCUGCUGGCUCUCCUGCGCCAGGCUCACCUACACACACUAUUGCGCCCUACGACCCACGUAUGUUCUCAUUGGGUGGAGCAGGGAGAGGGGGUACAGGGGGUACUUCAGGGUCUGGCAACAGUGUCCUUAACAGCAUCAGUCUGUAUGACCCACGCACACAGAGUUCAGACAAACCUGAGAAUACAGAGGUCACCACCACCACCACCACCACAACAACAAGUGAGACAAAGGUCAGUGACAGCGUGGUCUCUACAGCAAAGCCAAAGUCCAAAGAGCCGCUGUUUGUCCGAAAAUCAGCGUUGGACCAGCCUGAGCCGGAGAAAAGCAACAGUGAGCAAACCACUGAUCGUUACAAUAGUUAUAACAGACCUCGGCCCAAGCCUUCGCCCUCACCCAACGCAGGAGGUACAGGAGGAGCUCCCACAGCAGGAGGUUCCUCUCAAAAUCCUCAGGGCACAGCCGGGGCUACAGAACCACCAGCAGGAGUCCACAACCUUCCUGUCUCUACGCUCUUCAGUAUGGUGAAGCAAGCUAGCAAGCCGAGUGGCACAGGCAGCCCAUUUGGGGGCAACAGCCCAGCACAGCCAGACACCGCUGAACAGGACAAUGCCUCCUUAAAGGAUGUUUUCAAAGGCUUCGACCCUACUGCCUCACCUUUCUGUCAGUGAUCUUGGACCUGCAGCUCUGAUGCUAAAGCCAGCAUGGGCCACUUUAACACCAUGUCUCAGUAUUCACAGGAAUUUAUAUGGUUCAGAGGGAAUAUAUCAAGGAUAUACAGUGGGGCGGGGGGAGAAAAACAAUCUCUAUAAAUGUGUCUAUUUUAAAAACCAAACCGAAAAGAUAUUUAAAUCAGUCAUUUUUUUAAAAAAAACCUCAGAACGUAAGAAUAACGUGGGGCUUUUGAAGAGACGGUUUCCUUAGCUAGUACGCUGCGUUGCUGUGAUUUAGCUGAAGGUUGACCCAUAUGCCAUUGUGAACUGCCUGUCCUUUCUGUCGGACCCUUCUCAUCAGCAAUGUAGAUUUCUUGUUCUUAUCCUUGAGUACAAGGUGUGAUAACGUCAGUAGAUCAAGCACUAUAAUGAAAAAAAAAUAUCCCUCUAUUGCAAGACCAAUGUGCACGACCACACUCAUGCUUUACCCGGAGUGCUUUCACCUACCUAUCAGUGCUUAAAAUUCUUUUAAAACUCUUUUAGCGCUCUCUUCGUCCUCACUCGUCAGAUUUAGGUUCUUUUUUUGUUUUGUUUUUUGCAUUUUCCCUUCAGUUUUUUAUAUUUGUUUCUGGGCACCUUUGUUCUGCUUCGGACUAUGAACUUCUUUUUGUGAGUAACAGAACUGUAUACUGAAACCGACAUCUGUUAAUAGUCUUUGUGAAAUUGUUUUAAUUUAUUUUUUUAUACUUGAGAAAUCUGUUUGUUUUUCAUGUGGCAGUUUAAAAUAUAAUCAUUAUGUAUACACUGCAUACAGUACAUUUAUAUACAUAAAUAUAUAUAAAUAUAUUUUCCCACCUGUAUUGUAUAUGGACUUGUGAUGUGCAACAGUUAAUGGGCACAAACGUUUAACUAAUGCUUUUUGUCUCUCAAAAAAAAGAACUCUGUUCUUUCCAACCUAUCUUGAAACACGAUUUUUUUUGUCACAAGGACUACUUAACAUAAUCAACCUUUCUGUGUUUUGUUUGGAUUUGCCCUUACAAAGGACUUGUAUAUUGAUAAAUGUCCAUAUUUGACAACAGGUAACAUUUUGUAAUCAUUCAGUGUAGGCAAGGUUGUGAAAUAUUUAAUAAAGGAAAUACAAGGUUAAGUGAUAAA
This is a messenger RNA of Clarias gariepinus (North African catfish), 5361 nucleotides long. It is a transcript of the gene zc3h4, whose product is annotated as zinc finger CCCH-type containing 4. Lineage: Eukaryota; Metazoa; Chordata; Actinopteri; Siluriformes; Clariidae. Bases 235 to 4224 code for a protein of 1329 amino acids. Gene Ontology annotation, molecular function: RNA binding; metal ion binding. Gene Ontology annotation, cellular component: nucleus. The record is from RefSeq and is a predicted model, not a curated record. The transcript is spliced from 14 exons. Gene Ontology annotation, biological process: negative regulation of DNA-templated transcription.